AUGGACUCUGAGUCAUAUGCUUUAACAAGCUUGGCUCGUGAUGAGGAAAGGCUUAAGCAUUUGACAAUUCUCCCUAGUGUAGGUCCUGGACAGUCACCUUCAUCGGUUGUUGUACCUCUAUUUGCACAGUCUAACGGAGAGCAUGUAGUUGUACUACGGAUUGGUGAGGAAAAGAUACGAACCCAGCUGCUCUUGGACACUGGCUCUUCAAUUAUUUGGUGGCAGUGCUAUCCAUGCGAAAAAUGUUACAAUCAGAGAAAUAUACCCAAAUAUAAUCGAAUGAGGUCUCGCUCAUUUGAAUCUAUUAGAUGCUCUUCAAACAAAUGUGAUCAAAGUCAACCGGAAAUAAGUUGUUCGCCACAAGGGCCAUGCCUUUAUAGGAUUAACUAUUUAGACAAUGAUACUACUUCGGGGAUUCUUGCGAUUGAAGAACUGUCAAGUUUAGAUGGCCGUUUUUCAUGCAAGGUUAUUUUUGGGUGUGGAACUCAGAAUCCUGGCAAGUAUUUUUUGGGUGUUUAUGCGGGAAUAUUAGGAUUCCAAAAUCUUAGAAUAACAAGGUUUCCAAGAGAAAUAUAUACCCAAUUUCGUGAUAAGUUUGUGGAGGAAACCGAAGAUUUCGUUCCCUUUCGAGUAAGCUACUGGGGCCUAGACACAUGCUAUGAAACACAUACAGAUUAUCUGAAUUAUUUUCCUGAGGUGUCGCUUCAUUUUACCGAUGAGAAGGUCCUUCGUCUAGACCCACAGCAAGUCUUGUAUGAAGCGCAGACUGGGGUAUAUUGUCUUGCAUUUGCACCUUUUGAUCAAAGACUAACUAUAUUGGGGAGUCGUCAACUUGAGACGACAAGACUUUCUUUCAAUUUAGCAGAGCACACUGUGACAUUCUCCUCCAAUGAUUGUUGA
Hevea brasiliensis (rubber tree) is the source of this 900-nucleotide messenger RNA. RefSeq names its product protein ASPARTIC PROTEASE IN GUARD CELL 1-like. The coding region runs from base 1 to 900 and encodes 299 amino acids. The transcript is spliced from 2 exons. Gene Ontology annotation, molecular function: aspartic-type endopeptidase activity. NCBI's taxonomy places the organism in Eukaryota, Viridiplantae, Streptophyta, Magnoliopsida, Malpighiales, Euphorbiaceae. Gene Ontology annotation, biological process: proteolysis. The record is from RefSeq and is a predicted model, not a curated record.